Rotaria socialis is the source of this 1197-nucleotide messenger RNA. The record is from the annotation of a GenBank genome assembly. NCBI's taxonomy places the organism in Eukaryota, Metazoa, Rotifera, Eurotatoria, Philodinida, Philodinidae.
AUGACAUCAUCUAUAUCAUCUUCAUUGUCAAUGCCAAGUCCUGAAUUAAUUCGAACUUCAAAACCUCAUAAAUAUUAUUCUGUUGAAAUCGGAAUAGUUAUUCUUUUUCUUUGUUUGACUAUUCCAUGUCUAAUUAUUAUUUUACUUAUUUAUCGUCAACAAACAUUUUCACCACCGUCCUCAGCGUCUACAACAACAGAAUUUUCUUCUGAUACAAAAUUUCAUCGUAUAUCAUUAAUAAACUAUUCUCAAGCCCGUUGUAUGGAUAAUAGUGUCGCUUCAUAUUAUAUACAUAUAGCAAAUAAUAAUGAACAUUCGCGUUGGUUAAUCUAUUUCGAUGGUGGUUGGUUUUGUUAUUCAAAUGAAUCAUGUGAAUUUCGUCGACAAUAUUCACCGAAUUUUAUAACAUCAAAUAAUUUUAAUAAAGAAAUCCUUUUCAAAGGAAUAUUUUCUUCAUUUCAACAAUUCAAUAUCAUCUAUGUACCCUAUUGUUCAUCGGAUUUAUGGUCGGGUUCGUCGAAUACAACACAUUCACAUGGUCAUGAUAUAUUUCAUGCCAUAUUUCAUCAACAUAAUUAUUUUUCGAAAGCAAAACAACUCGUAUUUGUAGGUUUUUCAGCCGGCGGCAUUGGUUUACUAUUGAAUUUACCGGAUUUAUUACGAAAAUUUUCACCGAAAAUUGAUCUUCGUGUAAUUAUUGAUUCAGGUUGGUUUAUCGAUUAUUCAAAUAAUUCACAUGGCGUAUCGAAAAUUAAUCAAGGGAUGAAUUAUUGGAAUACACAAAUAUCAAAAUCAUGUCAAUUAACAUCUCGUCAUAAAUGUUUAUUAGGAAGCGAAGCUAUUAAAUUAUUUCCUUCAAAUGUUAAAAUUUUUAUUAUACAAUCCCUAUUGGAUUUAACACAAUUACAAUUCGAUAAAAUACAUAUAAACUCGUAUGAUUUCUCAUUGAAACUUAUCGAUAAUCUUCGUCAAUCAAGUAAUCGUAUAUCGAUAUUUGCACCAUCGUGUUCUUUACAUGGGUUUUUAUUUCGUUCGAUUUGGUCUAAAUUUAAGAUUAAACAAAGAACACUUUCAUCCGUACUUAAUCUAUGGUUAAAAAGAAACAAGACUUUUCCUAUACAUUUAAUUGAUCAUCAUUUUUAUUCAAGCUAUUGCCCACUAAACUAUGAUGAUUCUUCAAAUCCAGAGAUGUUCUAA